Molecule: messenger RNA, 3133 nt
Organism: Salvia hispanica
Lineage: Eukaryota; Viridiplantae; Streptophyta; Magnoliopsida; Lamiales; Lamiaceae
Source: RefSeq, a predicted model, not a curated record
CUCACUAUGCUUUUCUAAUUUCUUUUCUGGAUCCAAAUGAUUGCAAUCGUAUGUUUUCUUUCUACGUAGAUUAGGUUUUGUUUCUUUUUUUGGCUUUGCCCUCGAAUUGUCCAAUUAUUUCAAAGAUGUGAAAUUUCUUUCAGUGGGAUUUGGGUUUGGUGUUGCAUAACCGUUCUAGAUUGGGGUUUCCUGAGAUUUCAGCUUUUGUUUAUGGCAUCUUUUUUAUUUCGAUCGAAUUUGAGCUGUUUUCAGAGGAAAUGAGAUUGUGAAUUGAAGUUGUGUGGAGGUGGAAAUAUUCGCAAAGAAUGCUUUUUGAACAACAAAUUGUUAUACGUGGUAGGGAUUCAGGUGUUUCAUACAGUUGAAAUCUCAGAUGAGGAAGAUUUGAUAUGUGUACUCGUUCAGCUUUAAAUUUAUGGCACCAGCCAUCCCGAUAGAUUACACAGGGCACAAGGAGUCGAAGAAGUUUUCGAAGAAGGUGGGGUUAGGGGAUAUGAUGGGGAAAACUCGAAAAGUAUCUACGGGUUAUUCCAGUGGUUUUGUGCCCGACUAUCGACAUGCGGUUGAGACAGUUGCUGAAUCAGAAGGUUUUGGGAAUGCGGGCCGCCCUGAUGCGGGGUUAAAUUCUCUGCAGGAUGCUUGUGUUCCGAGUGGGAAGUGCAUUGGCUUCAAUGUUGAUGAUUUUGGUAGGUCAGUUGUGCCAAUUCGAACACUGUCACUUUUGAAGAUGUCUUCUUCAGAGAGAAGGGAUUUAGAAAUUAAGCUGAAGAGUGAGCUUGAACAAGUACGUAAGUUUAACAGGAAGAUAGCUUCUUUUAGCUUGGAUAGAGUGGUGCAUCCACACACUACUGGUGUCCAUAACCAUCAAACUGGAGCAAAGAGACUUGCUACGGCAGAAAGCUUGCCCAUGUCCACCAUGAAUGAUGAGGCCGUGACACCAGGAAAGAAAAAAGGUCAUUCUGGAAGAAAUGGACCUCGCACUAAAGGUGGACCUUUGGCAGCUAGGAAAACAGAGUCGGUGAAGCAUGGUCUUCCACAAAAUACUAGUUUUGUUAUAUUGAUGAAACAAUGUGAGACUCUGUUAAAUCGUUUGAUGGUGCAACCUCAUGCCUGGAUUUUCAACAAGCCAGUUGACGUUGUAGCUCAUAAAGUCCCAGAAUAUUUUGAUAUCAUCAAGCAUCCAAUGGAUUUAGGGACAGUAAAAAGUAAAUUACUGUCGAAUCAGUAUUCCACUCCCAUGGAGUUUGCUGCAGAUGUGAGACUCACCUUCAAAAAUGCAAUGACAUUCAACCCACCCAAACAUGAUGUUCAUAUCAUGGCUGAGAUUAUGAAUAAAUACUUUGAAGUGAGAUGGAAAUCAAUUGAGAAGAAACUUCCACCUACAGCUGAUGAUUCCACGGCUUCCAAGUCGAGUGUCAUUAUAGAACCUGAAAGUGCUUAUAUGCCUCGUGCUAAGAAGCAGAAAAUUGCUUCUAAGGAACCGAGAGCCAGGCAUGAAAGAGAUAAGCCUGCAAUGAGUGAUGUUGAAAAACAAAAACUGGGGACCGAGUUGGAGGAACUAAUGGCUGAGCUGCCAGACAACAUAAUUAAUUUUUUGAAAGAGAGCACUUUGCACGGUAGUGAAGUAACUGAGGAUGAGAUUGAAAUCGACAUUGACGCGCUUACUGAUGAUACACUGUUUACUUUACGUAAACUUUUAGAUGAUUAUCUAUUGGAGAAGAAGAAACGUCAAUCAACAUCAGAGAACCAUGAUACUGAGAUGCAAAGGGAAUCUGGGUUUAGAGAUUCAUCUUACCUGCCUUGCGAAGACCAUGCACGAGCUGACGAGGAUGUGGAUAUUGGUGGAAAUGAUCCACCUCCUAUGUCCAGUUCACCUCCAAUUCGGAUUGAUAAGGAUGUUGCUGAAAGGAAUAGUAACUGCAGUGGCUCAAGAAGUUCCAGUAGCGAAUCAGGCUCCUCAUCUACUGAUUCGGAAAAUUCUUCAGCCUGUGAAGCUGAUGGUACCAAUAUCUCAGUUACUGCAGGAAAAGCUACAAAUGAUCAAGAAGAUCUCAGGGAAAAGGACUUGCGCGAUCAAAAUGAUGGAGAUAUCUUGGAUGGGAAUGCUGAUCAAUAUCCAAUGUCAUCCAUUGAACCUAAUUGUCCUCAAGAGGGGGAGAGUGCUCCACCAGAUAGGCAAGUCUCCCCUGACAAGCUAUACCGUGCAGCUAUAUUGAGGAGCCGGUUUGCUGAUAUUAUAAUUAAAGCUCAAGAGAAUACAACCGAGAAAGGAACAGAUUCCGAAAGACUGAAGCUGGAGAAGGAGGAGCUUGAAAGACGAAGAAGAGAAGACUCAUAUUUUGAUCAGAGAAAGCAAGACUCCAAGCUGAGGCCAAAGCUGCCGAAGAGGCUAGAAGAAAGGCUGAAGCAGAAGCUGCAGCAGAAGCCAGAAGGCAAAGAGAACUUGAGAGAGAAGCUGCACGUCAAGCUCUGCAGCAGAUGGAGAAGACGGUCGAUAUUAAUGAAAAUAGCCAGUUCAUGGAAGACCUUGAGAUGUUUAGAGCUGGUCCAGAUGAGCAUUUACAGAGCUUUAUUGACGAAGCAAGCCCAGAAAAUUCUCAAAAUGGUCUUGGUAGUUUCAAAUUCCCAGCAAAUAGUAAUCCACUAGAGAAACUUGGGCUGUACAUGAAGAAUGAUGAGGAGGAGGAAGAUGAAGCUCAACCUCAAAGCAUCGAGCACGAACCAUAUGAUACAGAGGAAGGAGAGAUUGAUUGAUGGACUAUUUACAAGUAAUAUGGAAUUUAUCCCGAUAUGUUGAUGCGAGGACUUUAAAGGUACGAAACUUCAUUGUUUAAUGAAAACAUUUAUGGUCUCUGAUGAAAAGAACCGGAAUGUGGAUUGGGUUGCAUGGGUACAAGAUUUGAUAUCCACAUUUUUUCUAUGUUUCUGAUGUCGAAUGCAAGGCAUUGUCUUUUGUCUUUUUUUUUUUUUUUUUUUUUUUCACUUUCUUCUAAAAUGGUGGGUGGAUGUUUUUGCCGGACCCAUAGAGUUUUAGGGGCUAGUUUAGUGGCAUGUCACGCAUCCGAUUUGAGCAAGAAUGUAUGUAAAUACCAUUUUCCAGUUUCUUUUUUUCUUGGCCUUAUUAUCUUUUCUA